ACGGGAGAUGUAAACGUCACCUGUAAAGAUUAUUAAUAUUUACCUCAUACCUUUAUCAUCAUGUAUGUUAAACCGCUUUAAGCAACGGUUGGGAUUUAUUUUAUUUUACUUAUCAUUGAAAUAUUUCACUUUUCGAGUGUGAGUUCAAGUGGCUCUCCCGAGAACUAAUUCGAUAGUCUUCUUAAUGGAUAUAUAAGCUACUUAUACCUAUCAUUAACAGGUGAAAAUGGGGUCUAGGAAAGACCUAGGUGGCACAGACCAAUGUUUGGACCUCAUACGAGGGGCCCAGAAAAAAAUCUUAGAAGUGCCCUUUGCAUCAAAUUACUUAGCAGUACAACAAAAGUUGGAUGAAACAAGAGAAUGCAACACACAAGUAAAGGCUUUAAAACGGAAAGUUAAUGAGGUCAAACAUUUAAAGGGUCAAACUCCAGAAGGACAAAAGGUUGUUGGAGAAUACUCAGUGCUUGAGGAUCAAGCCUUGCAGAAGAAGAGGUGUUUAGAAACUUUAUUUUACGUCACAGAAGUUGAAAAUUUAUUACAGAAUGUGCAGUCCGAUUUCGAGGAGCGAGCUAUGUACCUCACAGAGAGAAAGUUGGUGUUUGACAGUAUGCACAGGGAAGAGGCUCUCAAGGUUUCUUCUCGUAUGCAUAGGGAUUGUGUGUAUGCCAUGCGAGCGACUUGGAGCUGGUUAGGACAGGUUACACAGUGUUUAGAAGUUCACAUGAAAAAUGCAGGCGAAUAUCAUCAGUUUUUCCAUGAGGUACAGUUUAUACAUGAAGAUAUGCAGACUUUCUUAGGUUUACUAAACAAUAGUAAAAUGAGGGCAUACUUACAACCCACUAAGCCAGACAUCAUGAUCCAAUACUUCAAAGACAUAACAAACAGAUUAUUAGAUUAUCAGGCCAGAGUGGAAGAUUUAGGCCAGAGGAGUACAUUAGUCCACCCUAUCUAUCUGAGAAAGGACCCUCCAGUUUAUCCAUUGAGAGCUAAAUGUCUGGUCGAAUAUUCCAAUCAAGAGAUCAGUCUGUCCCCAGGCGAUGCCUGUAUUGUAUUAGACAACUCAGAUGCAGACAAAUGGCAGAUAAGAAAAUCAGAUGGAACUGAGGCUGAUGUUCCUGGUGUUGUAUUGGUUAUCCCUCCUCCUGACAGGAAAGCUCUUCAUGAAAAUCAAAAAUUAAAAGAUCAGCUGGUGAUCAACUGGGACACCACAUUAAAACGUCUGUGUACACAGCUCACACAGUAUUUUACAAACUCAAUCAAAGAGACUCCUUCAAUUGAUAUGAAAAGUUUAUCUGCACCCCAAAAAGCUGAACUGAUGAAACUUAUGAAUGAAGCUGUUCAGAUUUUACGACCAGUUACCCAUGACGACAAAAAUUUCCAGGAUUUAAUGGGCAGCGUGACAAACUUUAGAAAAAUCUUAAGUCAGUUUAAACCUGGAGAAAAAGAUGCCAAAAAUAUCUCUGUACAGAAAUGGCAAACAAAUGGCAGAGUUAUGUUACUAUAUAAAGAUUUUUUGACAUAUGGGAAAUCUUACAAGGACAAUGUAUCCUCCAGCAGAGGUCAGGAGCAACUAAUGGUCAACACUGAACAAGGACAUAUGUUUCAAUCUAAAGCUUAUUUUGAAAGGGUUUUACCAGUUAUAGAUGUGGAUGUGAAUUCUAAAGAAGCCAUACUGACAAAUUUUAAAGCAGACAUGAUCAUAAAUGAACGACACAAUGCAAAACGACCCGUUCCACCACCAAGAAAAAAACGUCAGUCCAGACAAGCAUCAUUAGUGGCCUCUAGUGGAGAAAAUUUGAGAGAUAUGCAGGACUUCAUGGAAGAAAUCAAACCAUUUACAAUCUUAGGCGUUAUUGAUCCAAAAUCAAAACAAAAAUUAUCUGUGUUCCAAGCGAUGUCUCAGGGUAUGCUAGAUUUGUCGCAAGGGACUUUUACAAAUCCCUCAACAGGAGAGGUUAUGACUAUUCCCGAAGCCAUACAUAAAGGAUUUAUUCUGGCAGACUUUAGUGAGAAUCUGACCAAUGGGGAUAGCCAUGAUGGAUUUCAUCCAAUGAGGAAUACUUUAGAUACAAGAGUAUAUCCCGUGUCUGGUGUUAUUGACCCUCGCACUGGAGAAUGGAUCGGGGUCAGACAAGCGGUCAAUGCCGGAAUACUUAAUCCAAAAACAGGAAAAUACAGGAAUAUUGUCACCGGAGAGGAAGUUGAUUUUCUUGAAGCAAUUCAAAAUGGCUACCUUGUUGUUGAUCCGUCUGCUGUUGGUGAUUUGUCAGAAAAUGGAGUUUAUACUUUUGUUGAUCUAGUAGAUGCUUCUUUUAAAGUUAAUGGUGUCAUUGAUCCAAAUAGUGGAGAGGAAAUCUCAUUGAAGAGAGCUAUUAUGGAUGGAGUGGUUGAUAUUACAAAUUCUAUCUACCGAAAUCCUAAUACAGGUGAAACAAUGUCACUUGAAGAGGCUUUAAAACAAGGCCUGAUUAAGGCACAACCAGCAACAGAUGCUGAUGUAGAGAAAGGAGUUGAUAUUAUAACAAUCAAACAGCUUCAAGUUAAACGACAGAAAUUUGUUCCUGGUGAUGAUAAAAUGUCAGGUGGAUUAGAUAAUGUGGAUGGAUGGAAACCGGAUCAGAAUCAAUUAAUGUUUGAUAAAGUUAGAACGGUGUUGGAUCCUGAUUCCGUAACUGUCAUUGAUCCCAGUGAUAACUCUCCUAUGACCUUGACUGAAGCUUUCGAAAAAGGUGUGAUUAAUUUCGCUAAAGGUGAAUUUCAUCUGCCGAACGGUGAAGUUUUAACCUUAGAACAAGCUGCAGCCAGGAAUUUUAUUGAUCCUGAAGUUUUGAAAGAUUUAUUAGAAGUCUAUAAUCAAUCUAGUCUGGGUGAUUUAUGUAAACAGGGUAAAUUUGACCCAGAAACAGGUCUCGUCACAGAUCCACAGACCGGAACAACAAUGUCUUUAGAAUCAGCCAUUGCACAGAAACUCAUAGAUCCUAAUCAAAUAUUCAUUUAUGACGUGCCUUCACAGAAACUUAUGAGUCUUCAACAAGCCAUAGAUGAAGGCAAAUAUAAUCUAUCUGUGGGGAAAUAUGUUCACCCUAAAACAGGUGAACUUUUGACCCUUACUGAAGCAGAAAAAGCUGGUAUUGUCAAGUGUUCUAUUGAUCCGGAAGAAAGAUGCAAAGUCGCUAAAACUCUUGAAAGGUUAAACAAAUUGAUGGAUACUUCAGUGAAAUCUGCACCUUCACCAUUUUCUGAUGGCAAAAUGUCAUUGGAGGAAGCUAUCCAAACUGGAGUCCUUGACCUUCAGAAGGGACAAUUUACUGACCCAGUUACUGGAGAGGUUAUGACCCUGGCUGAUGCAAUUAAAGAACAAAAACUUGAUCCAGCAGCUGCAAGUCAUCUGAUCAAAGCACUUGAUAAAUUAUCACUAAGAGAAAUGAUGGAGGACUUAAAUUAUGACCCUGACACUGGUUUACUUGCCCCAGGUAACAGUUCAAGGCCAAUUUCAAUGGAAGAGGCUCUAAAACAAGGACUCAUUUGUCCGGAGAAUGUUUUCUUAGUUGAUAAGGUCAAUGGAAGAAUUACAACUCUUGGAAAUCUGAUUGAUGAAGGAAGAUUUGAUCCUAAAGAUGGAACAUACAUUAAUCCAAACACUGGAGAAAAACUCACCUUAGCUGAAGCUAUUGAGCAAGGUCUUAUAGAACCUAGCAUUAUAGAGGAAGACUUCAUUGACACUUCUGUGACCUUGAAAGAUUUGAUUGACAGUGGAAAGGUCAAUCCAAGGUCAACUAAUUUUGUUGCUCCUAACAAUGUUAAAAUGUCUUUGAGAGAUGCCUUAGCAAAUGGAUUUUUGACUUUGAAUUCUAAAGUGAAAUUAGAUCCAAGGUCAGGAUGUGUACAGCUGGCUUCUGAUGAGGAAGUUGUUAAAGCUUUGUUAGAUGUGAGAGAGAGCUCUGAUUGGCUACAGACAGUUGAGCAGACGUUAGGAACCAAUGACAAAGCCAGUCAGAAGUUGGAAAAUCUAAAGCAACAAACAGAAGACUACCAGGUUUUACAAGAUGAUAUUUCGAAGCAUGAAGAUGAAGUGAAGACCUCCAUUAAACAAGCAGAGGAGUUGAUAGAAAACAAUCGUACUGUGGACAAGAAAGAUGAUGGAGCUCAGCAGCUACAAAAACUCAAGUUUAACACUGCUGACCUUAAAGUUCGCUUUAAUGAUGCCUCGACAGAGACAGAAGGAAGAUGCCGUAGGUUUGAGAAAAUGUCGGCUGACUUGGAAGAUUUCUAUGGUAAUCUACAAGACUUGGACCAAUGGUUAGACCAAGCUAUAGAACUGUCAGAGGAAUAUCAGGCUUCAGAUGAAGACAUAGAAUUACAGUUUACAAACUAUAAGGAGUUUGUGGAUGAACUGCAAGCCAAAGAAACAGAAAUGGCCAAUGCCUUCAAGAUAGCUGAUGGUUUCAGAGACGAGGCUCAGGAAUUUGAAAAAGAGGCUGAAGCAUACAGACAGAGAACACAUCAACUUCCACCAAUCAGAGAAGAGCAUGACAAUGAUGUCAUUGAUGAUGAAAUUGAGUCAUUGGAGGCCAAGUACAGGGAUAUUUCUAGGGAGUGUUCUAAACAUUUGGAAAAACUGUCCUCCAUAAUGAAACAGAAAAAAGUAUUUGACGAACUCAGUGACAAACUAUCAGGUGUCUAUCCUCAAAUCGAAAAGAAAGUCUCACAAAUUGACGAACAGGAAGUGGGCAAAAUGCCAGACAGAGAUACUCAGGAUCUAGCCAUGUUGAAAGAUCUAAAAGCAGAUUUGAUUGGUCAAGAACGAAAAUUAAAAGAACUUUCUCAAACUGGAGAAAAAUUAGUCAAAGGGUUGGAAGGUAUUAACAUGCAGUCAAAAGCUGACACUGUCAGAAAUACAAUGGACGAGUGUCGUGAAAAACAUGACAGUUUGCAGCGAGAUAUCGCACUCAAAGAAGAAGUGUUUGACUCUGCGGUUUCACAACAACAUGACGUCAUGAACAGAUUAGACGAAUUAACUGAGUGGUUAUCAGAAACGGAACAAUUCCUAAACGAGGGACGAGCCAUAAGUCUUGACAAGGAUAAAUUAUUAACCCAUCUUAAGGAACAGCAGCUAAUGAACGCUGAGAUAGACAGUAACAAAGCCUUACUAGAGAGGUUGUCGGAGGCUCCAGAUACAUCUAUGACAGAAGACGCUGAAACAGCAAUAUUUGAUCUCUCAGAAAGAGUAACAGAUGUGGAAAGGAAAGCCGAACUUGCCACAAAAGGUCUGGAGGAAAUCGCCAGUAGGAUGUCUGACCUUGAUAGUGGUGUAUCACAAAUGGAGGGGUGGCUGACCGAAUCAAUUGACCUUCUAAAAAAUAAAUCAAGGGGAAGUAAUCAAAAAGCUAUCAAGGCAAAAGUUGACGUUUUAUACAAUGAGAAACGUGAAAGAGAAAUAGACAUGGAGAAUAUUAGGGGUGCUGCUAAAUCUAUCAUGGAUGAUGACCGUGUCUGUGAUGAGUUUGCCGUUAAAGAAAGUCUGGGAGAAGUUGAAUCUAAAUGGCAUGAGUUGACUGAGCAUCUGGUACAACAGGUUUCUCUUGAGGCUUUAACUGAAAUAGAAGGAAUGUUGAAGUAUUUAGACAAAGCAGAGAACGACAUCAACACAGCUGAAGCAAUUAGUAUAGACCCAGAAAUACUCACAGUACAACUAAAAGAUCACCAUUCUUUUAAUGAUGACCUCAACCAAAAGAGAAAUGCAGUGAAAGAAAUUAUAAAUAAAUGUAACCGCAUGCUCCGUGAAACAACAAAUUCCCAAACAGAUGAAAUCAAGUCAAGAUUAGACAGCAUUAGGGCACAGGCUGACAUUGUUUGUCAGCUUAGUUCUGAACGCCUUGGUCAGUUAGAAUCUGCUCUCCCAUUGGCUACACACUUUAGUGAGAACCAAUCAGAAAUACAGUCAUGGUUAGAUGAGAUGGAGGCUGAUAUGAAAGCACAGUCUUCUCCUGGGGAAAGUUUGGAUCAGAUUAAAAAACAAUAUGAAAAUAUUAAGGGAUCACAACAGAAGGUUGAUGACCACAAACCCUUUAUUGAUGAUCUCAACACCACUGGGUUAGAACUGAUGGAAUUAUGUGGGGACAAUGACGCUGGUGAAAUACAGACAAAACUACUGAGCCAUAAUGAUCGUUACGCUAAACUUAAAUCUCUGUCACGCCAAAAGGCUAAAGACAUGAUAGACGCAAAGUCUAAUAUGACACAAGAAGUUGGAGAAAUGUUAGAUAAUUUAUUAGACGAUUUAUCUCAAAUAAACAGGAAUUUGACUACAGCUAAUCCAAUUCCAGCCAAUCCUGAUAAAUUACGGGAUGACCAGCAGGAAAAUAAAUUAUUAUUGGAAGAUUUAGAGAGAUAUCGACCAAUGAUUGUGAAGGCUGAAGAUGACGCCAAGAAAAUGUUAAUGACUGGGAUGGAAGACGAUGCUGAAGAAGAAGAUCUGAAACAGAAAGUCACUGAAAUAGCCACAUUGAACAACCAAAUCAGAGAUCAGGCUCAAAGACGGGAUCAAGAACUGGAUGAUGCUCUACAAGUGGCAGAGAAAUUCCAUGACCUUUGUUCUGAAACAAUGUCAAAUCUCAGAGAUCUGAAAGAUAACCUGUUGUCGCAAGAACCUCCAGGUGUGGACUCUCCAACUGUACAGGAACAACAAAAAGAAUUGAAGGAACUACGCAAAGAACUUGGUAAAGCUCGCCUCUCACUAGAAGAGUGCAGACAGUCAGGGGACCAGUUGAGUGGUAUGGUUGGGGAACCAGGACUUGUGGAAGUUCGUAAACAACUUGAAGAUCUACAUAAUCUUGCUGAUGAUGUCCAUGACAUAACACGGGAGAGAGAAGAAGAUCUGAAGACAGCACUCGGCCAUACAGACAAAUUCCAGGAACUUGUAGAUUCAAUUAACUCCUGGCUGCCACUGUCGGAACACAAGCUAGCAAACAUGAAGCCUGUAUCUACCAAUCCAGAAACGUUAUGUAAACAAAUGGACGAAAUCAAGUUUUACAAAUCUCAAGUCCAUCCACAUGUAGCAGAACUCCAGCAACUGAACCAGGAGCUUGGAGCUCUGAAAGAGAUGUCACCAGUGGCAGCAGAGGUGCUCCAUAAACCUGUGGAGGAUAUUAAUACAAAAUGGAAGGAAGUUCUAAAGGGAAUCUCAGAAAGAGAGAAUAGAAUAAACCAGAUGCAGAUGAAGUUAGGGGAGGUUGAGGCUGGUAUGGAUAGUGCCAUUAAAUCUCUGGAACAAGCUCAGGAUGAUCUUGAUAACUUUGACGAGUUUGUUGGUGACCCUAAGACACUAGAAACACACAUGAAAAAACUACAGGAAAUAAAACAUAAUAACAUCAAGGACAGUGAUGUCCAAUGGAUGGAGGCAAAAUUAAAAUUAGUACAGUUACUGAACAGAGAUCUGAAGCUCCAGGAGAGAGUUUGUAAACAGUUGAGUGAUGCUGUUGAUAGUAUCAUAGAAAAAGAAGACGAAGACAGCCCCGUACUGGUGGAGAAAAGGGACACCAUGAACGAUCUACUCCGGUCAGCUCAGGCCAACGCUAAAGAUAAGGAAUCCAAAGUCCAUGAGAACCUUAGACAAAUGAAGAAAUACCUAGGUGAUGUGGAUGAUAUGUUACAGUGGGUAACAGACCUUAAAACUGAACUGAAAUCAUCUCCACCUCUAGGAGCACUCCCUGAGACAGCUAAAAUUGAAUAUGACAAAAGCAUGAAACGCCAAGAAGACCUCCUGAACAAAGAUGAGCCAAUAGCAGCUCUAAUAGCUAAAGGUGAAGAUAUCAUCAGUAAAUGUGACCCCACUGAGUCAUUACAGAUUGCUGAAAAACUACGCAAACUCAAGGAACGAACGGCUGAUACUAAAAAUAGAGCAGAGAAAAGAAAGGAGAAGCUGAAUGAGCACAUGCAGAACGUAGAUGAAUUCCAUGGUACAUUGAAAUCAUUCACUGAUUGGUUGAACACGGCUGAGGUGGCCAUGAGAGGAUUUAAAUAUCCCAGUAAACUUGUGGAGAAGGUUACACUUCAGAUUGAUGAACACGAGAAAUUACGAGCUGAAUUGGAACAACAAUCUGAGAAGAUGAUGUCACUGGAUCGUACAGGAAGUUAUUUGAAAUACUUUGGGAGGAAACAGGACACCAUUUAUAUAAAGAAUCUUCUGAUUGGUAUACGAUUACGAUGGAAGAAACUUCUGAGGAGAACAGAUGAGAGAGGCCGUCUGCUGCAACAAGCUUACAGAGAAGAUAAGAGGUUUUAUGAUGCCUGGAAGAGUCUCUGUGAUUGGCUAGAUGACAGUUCAAAGUUGAUGGCAAAGUUCAGCAAUCCACAAGGUGCUACAAAACAAAACAUUGAUGAACUCAAGAAUGCACUGUGGGAAACUUAUAUGGAGAAAUUUCAGCAUCAAUUAGCAGGAAAACAUCCAUCUUUCUAUUCUGCCACUCGUCUGGGAAGAAACUUAAAGGAUCGGUGUACAAAAACUGACCCAGAGAGAGAUGUACUUCAACAGAUGCUGGAUGAUCUAAAACAUAAAUGGAAUUCUGUUCGUUCUGUUAUAUCUAAAAGUCAAAAUAAGCUGGACGAGGCACUGUUGACAUCGGGGAGGGUGGCUGAUGCCCUCACAUCGCUACUAGAAUGGCUCAGCAAGGCAGAGGCUACGUUAGCCGAGGACCAACCGGUAUUGGGUGACCUUGACACCAUUAACAUGCUGGUGGAACAACACAAGGCUAUGCAGCAGGAACUUGGUGCUAGGGAACAGACUGUGGCCGCUAUGAAGGCUGCUGGGAAUGUGUCCACGGCAGCACUGGACGAGCUGGAGACAACCUGGGAUAGAGUCAAUAGUCUCAGUGAUAUUAGAGAGGCAAAACUCAGGGAUUCUCUCAAAAUGGCUGAAGAGUUCCAGGAAGUUGUCCAAGUCAUGAGAGAGUUUUUACCUACAGCAGAAUCAGAAUUAAAAUAUAAAACUUUACCUGAAGAUGAAAUGCAAAUUAUACAGCUUAUCGAAAAGCAUGAGAAAUUCCAAGAAGAAUUACGGAAUCAUCAAGAAUGUGUAGAUAAAAUACGAGUGUUAGCGGAAGAGAUAUUACUCAACUGUCAUCCUAAUGCAAUACGAUUUGUUAAAUAUUACCUCACUAUAACCCAGACUAGAUGGGAUCAGUUAUUACAGCGAGCUAAGACGAAGGAAGAGAGAUUACAGGAUGCCUUACGUAAUAUCCAGGGUAACGCCGCCCUAGUGGAGGAGUUGCUUGCCUGGAUGUCUGAGGCCUAUGUAUUAUUAUCUACCAAAGAAAGAGACCCUAUUCCAGAUGAUCUGAACACUGUAGAAACUUUAUAUAAAGAACAUGUGGAAUUCCAUGAUGAUAUAGGUAGUAAAAAUGGUGAUGUUGAAAGAUUAACUAAAAUAAUAGUAGCUGAGCCAAAGUCACCAGGACGACAUUAUGGAAGUAAUAUGAAGUUAAAUGAAUACGACCCUGGUUAUAAUCCAAGAGUUUUAACAUUACAAAAUAAAUGGCGAGUAGUAUGGAGAAUGUCACUAGAUAGAAAGAAAAACUUACAAGAUGCUUUAGAUAAUUUAUUAGAGUUGGAAAGCUUUAAAAACUUUGAUUUUAAUGUAUGGAAACAAAGAUAUUUAAAUUGGAUAAAGGUGAAAAAGAUGAGAACAACAGAUUUCUUCCGUCGACAAGAUAAAGAUGGAGAUGGCUAUUUGUCUCGAGAUGAAUUUGUUGAUGGAAUGUUACAGUCAGGAUUCACAACCAAUAAAACAGAAUUAAAUGCUGUAUUUGAUAUAUUUGAUAAAGACAAUAAAUAUUAUAUGCAAUAUAGUGAAUUUAUAGAAGCUUUAAAACCUGAUAGACAUCAAAAGACAAGAUUAAAGAGUGGGAAAAAGCAAAUGACAGAUGGCGAACUAAUACAAGAUCAAAUAGAGAAAGAUGUAUCACAGUGUCAAUGUAGGAAUCCAUUUAAUGCUCAAAGGAUGUCAGAAGGGAAAUAUAGGUUUGGAGAGAAACAGAAUAUAAGAUUAGUGAGAUUUCUGAACAGUACUGUGAUGGUCAGAGUUGGAGGUGGUUGGGUCACUCUCAAUGAAUUCUUAGAAACAAAUGACCCUUGCAGAUCUAAGGGAAGAACUAACAUUGAACUACGAGAUUCACUACAAGCUAACGGACAACCAGAAGGGUUCCGCUCUCGUAGGGGGAGUGGAACAUUUGGAUAUAAAUCCAAACUAAACGAUACAGGAUACGCAUCAUCUGUUUCUUCAGCUGGAAGUUCGGGAGAUCAGUCUUUACGGAGGAGUAAGAAUGCCACUUCAAUGGUAAACUUGUCUGGCGUUGGUUCUCUGUCAGUGAGAACUACGUUAAGAAAAAAUCCUGAUUUUGGGUCAACAGGAAGUUUACAAAGAACAAAGAGACUCAGUAAUUCCUCAUCAAAUAUUCAUUCAACGCCACCUAGGACGCCACGGACAAAUUUAAACAAUUCAUAUAAUUCACGCUCGCCAAAUAUUCAACGAUCAACCACACCACAGCCAAUACCAACAUAUACAGCAAGAGCAAGGACUCCUACCCCUAGGACUUCAUCUACAUCUCGUUACCCUCCUCCCCCACCCCCUAAAACAUCAACUCCAACACGGUCGGGUCGAACCACACCCACUUUCUCAGGAGGUCGUACAACGCCAUCUGGGAGAACGACUCCAACAUCCAUGACAAAUGGAAUGAGUGGUGCCACACGUAGAUUACCCACAACACCCAAGAAUCCACGGUGAUACACAUGAACGAUUUUAGUUAUUGUUUAGAUCUUAUAUUUAUGUUAGACUGACUAUGAAAUCUUAAUAAGCAAACUUGACCAAAAGGCAGGACAUGUGUUGUUUCAUGUCCAUACUUAGUCCAGUGGCGUUCAAGAGGUUUUGUAGAAACCUCCCUCAUAAAACCAAUAAGAGCUAAUUAAGCCUAGUAAUAAAUGUGGAUAAAAAACAUUAUUUUUAUCUAUUUGACCCUCUUAGAAAUCCCUGGCUAUGGGCUAGCAUGUGUAAAAUGAUCAUUAGAUAAAGAUACUUUGUAAUAUUAAUGAUUUCAUGGUCCACUGAACAAACCUGAAUUUAUUGUAUACACCCAGAGAUAAAUCAACCUUAACAGAACUAUGCAUUGUGAAUUAUCAAAUAGUGAUUUGUCCAGAAAUUAAAUAGAUUUUUAUUAACAAUUUUUAUAGAUUAAAAAGCUGAGUUUGUUAAAUGAUAAGGGUUAUAUUCAGUCUAUUCCUAUUUUUAAUUUUUUCUUCUAUAUUUUUCAGAAAUUUACCACAACAAAUUUCCGUCUUAAAACUUUUCAAUAUUUCGAUUAACUUCUUUCGAUUUAAAAGUUUUCCCUGAUGGAUUUUACAUUAAAACUUAAAGAUGCUGAAAACACACAAAUAUUUAUUAUUAUAAAGUUAUGAUAUUAAUUUGGGAUGUGAAUCUUUAAAUUAUCUGCCUUAUUGAAGUGUAUUGUAUGAAUGAUAGUUGUGUGUGUAUUUAAGUUACAUAGAUUUAUUUAUUGGGACUUGUGUCUUUUUGAUCAGAUGUCUCAAUAGGUAACAGGGGAGAUAAUUCGUAUAAAGGGGAGAUAAUUUUAGAGUUACCUACUGCAAAUUGUUAAGUUACAAAUUUGUUAAAAAAAGAUAAGAUGUAGAAAAUAUUUCCAUUACAUUUAAAAAUUUAUUUCUAAUAUAUCACAGCAGUGAAAUCAUUAGGUAUUAAAAAAAAAUGUACUGCUUUUAAAGAUGGAUUUUACUUAAAAUAUUGAAAAAAUUUGAAUGUACAUUAUACAAGAAGACAAAAAUUUGUGUCUUAAUAAGAAAUAUUAUUUUUUGGUCACUUUAAAGAAAAAUAAUUUACUGUAUUACUAAAUUUUGGUAAAAUUGGAAAAAAAAUGUUUUAGGAUAAUUUGAGUCAUAUUUUCAUUAAAUGUUGGAAAACAAUUUAUGUCUUAACAUGUUUAAUCUGAAAAGAAUGAAUGAAUACAUGUGUUAUAUACUGAUAUGUAUGUUAUAUUUACAAUAUAUGUAGAGAUUUCAAUAAAACUUGGUAUGAAUGUGUUGAUUGCAUGUCUAGUGUUUGAGGGUGCAGAUGUAAACAGAUAUUUUGUUAAUUGUCAAGUAAAAGAUAUUAUUACGAGUAUAUUCAGUUUUGAGAAGUAUAUAGUCAAAUAUUAAACAUAUCAUUGCAAUCAUAACAUAUCAAAUGUACAUGUCUUUCUUGCAAAAAGGGAGAUAAUUUUAUGUCUUCUAUCGAGUGUAUUUAAUAAACAUGAAAUGCUCAAAAUUUUUAUCAGUUUUUCCAAUAAACAUUCCAGCUAUGAAAAAUAAAUGAAAUCGAAUAUUUAUAAGUAAAAUGAGAAGAAAAAAAAAUUGCAGAAAGAAUGACAAAAACAUUAUUACGUGCUCUUCUAAAUAUCUUAGUGCUACAAGUUGAAAAUUUCAAAAUAAUGAGCUCCUUUUGUAUUUUAGCAGAGCUAUCUUGAAAACAGUUCAUAAUUCUAAUCAGAAUGCAGAUCUGACUUUUAAAAUUAGAACAAAUAUGUAAUUCCUGGAAAAAAAACCUUCAAAUCAUCAUAAAUUUUAGAUAAAGUUAAGCAGAACAUGUACUGAAAAUUUUAUAUUAUCAAGGUUUAAUAAAAACCAGGUUUAACAGAGUUUUCAAAUGAUUAUAGUUAUAUAUAAUUCACUAAAGUAAAGUGUUCUUUUUUCCCGACAGCAAGGGGGAGACUACUGGGGAAGAAUUGUGUUUUAACCUCUUGAUAUUAUUUUUCUGCACAAGUCAUAUAUUUUGAGUUAUAUGUUAAUUUAUAGAUAAUAAUCAAAAUGUACAAGCUAGCUUUCUUUAUAUUUUCAUAGUGCAUUUAUAAUUACAAAUUUUGGUAUGUAAUGUUAUAUCAGAAAAUUGUUACUUUUAGGAUGUCAUGGUAACAAUUCUAUGAUGGCUGAUAUAUUUUUAUAAUCAUAUUUACAUUGUAGAUAGUUUCUCAUUUGUUAUGUCACCUGCACAUAUCACUGUCAGCCAUUUUGUUACCAUGGAAAUGUACAUAUCAUUUAGCAGACGGUCUAUUGACUGUCAUUGUAUGAAACUGACAUAAAAUAAAAAUGGAAGUUGUCAAAAUGAAA
This is a messenger RNA of Mytilus trossulus (common blue mussel), 13149 nucleotides long. RefSeq names its product dystonin-like. The coding region runs from base 227 to 10777 and encodes 3516 amino acids. Lineage: Eukaryota; Metazoa; Mollusca; Bivalvia; Mytilida; Mytilidae. Gene Ontology annotation, molecular function: microtubule binding; calcium ion binding; structural molecule activity. The record is from RefSeq and is a predicted model, not a curated record. Gene Ontology annotation, cellular component: intermediate filament; cytoskeleton; membrane. The transcript is spliced from 51 exons. Gene Ontology annotation, biological process: intermediate filament cytoskeleton organization; wound healing.